AUGCAGACAUUGUGCAUACGAGAGCUGGACACAAGAGCUGCGAACUCGCUAUCCGACGACGGGCUAACAGUGCUCGAACUUACGCAAGCUCCAAUGAGAACAAUACGAGUGGCAAAAUAUAUAGAUUCUAAACUAAAUGCGAACAAUUUUGCUGUAUUGAAGGCUCGCGUCGGUCCAGUUUUAAAAACAUUGUCCAGAUUACAUCUGACCGACGCGCGCCUUAAUUUACUAUCACUAGCGGGGAAAUGUAACGCGAAUGGAGACAUAACGACUGAUCGCACUGUCGAGUCCCCCGUGCCAGCGCAAGCUGUAAUGUAUUGCGAUGUACAAGGCGGAGUACCCUCGGUUAUAAACGUCAGCCCUGAAGUAGUUUUCCGACUGACAUAUAAAAGUAUGAAGUCGGGUGACCGCUCCUCCCCUACAAAAUUGCUGUCUAGACGCUCGUUAGACGCCUGUAUGGAUGAGUACACUACGUGUACCGCGUACGGCGAGGACACGCGCUCGGGACAGACGGCGGCGCGACACGACACCAACGCUUCGAUCACCCGCAAAGCACCAACGUCGCCCGGUGGUCAAACCGCAUUUACAAAAAUACUCCUUUCAUUUAUCCAUUUUUCAUUUAUA
Brenthis ino (lesser marbled fritillary) is the source of this 624-nucleotide messenger RNA. NCBI's taxonomy places the organism in Eukaryota, Metazoa, Arthropoda, Insecta, Lepidoptera, Nymphalidae. The record is from the annotation of a GenBank genome assembly.